AUGGAGGCGAAGACCGAGAAACUACUGACAAAGGUUGCGGAGUCUUUCAAGGAACUUGCUAAAUGCGUGGAUUCUCCGACGCCGCGUCUCGAGGUUGGGCAGUUCGCUUCCGCUAGCCGCCUUGUUGCCUCUAUCAUAGGCCACUUAGGAAUGGCAUUCAAGUUCGCCUCCAUCGAAUUUUCGGCCAAGAUUGAUGCACUAAUGGAGGCAUCGAAGUCAAUCGAUACUCUUGAGGCAUUAAUUGAUCAUGAUAUUGAACAGAACUGUGCAAAAGUCUCAAAUAGUAAUUCGAGAGACCUUGUGAGAGUGAAGCGUUCAAUCGACAUGCUCAGGGUAAUAUAUGAGCAAAUUCUGAUCCAGAGGUAA
This is a messenger RNA of Ilex paraguariensis (yerba mate), 366 nucleotides long. Lineage: Eukaryota; Viridiplantae; Streptophyta; Magnoliopsida; Aquifoliales; Aquifoliaceae. The record is from the annotation of a GenBank genome assembly.